AUGGCCAAGGGUUAUAUGCUUAUCCUUUUAGCUGGCCUUGAUUACCUCCAUUCCCAAUGCAGGGUUGUACACACAGAUCUGAAGUUCGACAAUAUACUAGUAACGUUCGAAAACGAAAACAUUCUUCCCAAGUUUGCCAGAGAACAAGCGGUUCAUUCUAUGCAAUUCAAAACGGAUCCAGAUACCGGUCGUGUUGUCUAUCGCUGUCAUAAUGACUUCGGGCCCCUCGAUCCGAGCAAGUUAGGGAACAUAUAUCCUCAAAUAACCGAUUUUGGUGCGUCUACAUUACUUGGUGAUGACAGUAAUAAUGAGGCUACUCAACUUGGUACCCGUCCCAUACAGCCUGACUAUUAUCGUGCGCCAGAAGUUAUUCUUGGUUGCGGCUGGAGCUUCAGUGCAGAUAUAUGGAAUUUGGGUGUUCUGGCGUGGAAUAUAAUCGAAGGUACAGAGUUAUUUACUCAAGUACAAGAUGCAGGAGGAAAUUACGUUUCAAAAGCACAUCUCGCGGAGAUGAUAGCACUGCUUGGCCCGCCACCCAAGAAAUUACUUGCGAUGUCAGAUUCAAUGGCGCAGGUCGAAUGGUCUCCAGCUAUUACAGAUGAGAGAGGCAAGACGUAUAAAAAUAACAGAGACUAUUUUGGUGGACCAUUCUUUGAUGGAGAAGGUGGGUAA
Aspergillus clavatus NRRL 1 is the source of this 672-nucleotide messenger RNA. RefSeq lists its product as uncharacterized. The record is from RefSeq and is a predicted model, not a curated record. The transcript has 3 exons. Lineage: Eukaryota; Fungi; Ascomycota; Eurotiomycetes; Eurotiales; Aspergillaceae. Gene Ontology annotation, molecular function: ATP binding; protein kinase activity. The coding region runs from base 1 to 672 and encodes 223 amino acids. Gene Ontology annotation, biological process: protein phosphorylation.